Molecule: messenger RNA, 1498 nt
Organism: Pelmatolapia mariae (spotted tilapia)
Lineage: Eukaryota; Metazoa; Chordata; Actinopteri; Cichliformes; Cichlidae
Exons: 3
Coding region: 209-1498 (429 amino acids)
Source: RefSeq, a predicted model, not a curated record
ACGGUCACUGUCUUUCAACGUCUCAGUGAGUCUACCAAAAUUCCGACAUUCCCUGAAAGCAGCAAACACUAGCUAGCUAGCUAGCCAGCGGGCUAGAUUAGCAUAGUGCUAACAACAGAAUGGGCUUGCAACUGCUUGAAAGGACCGGUGACCUCUGUUUGGCUUCCAUGCUCUGAAAGCAUCUUGUUUCUCUAUCGCCGGUAUUAAAAUGGAUGUCAGUGAAUGUGUUUUAUCGGCAGGCAGGGCCGUGCUGGACAUGGUGGAGCGGGAGUGGCAGCCUCUGUCUGCGGGCGAGCUGGAGCACAGGCUGGACCAGGCAGUGGAAGAGAUCCUGGAGUCACAGCUCCUGGCAAAACUGGAAAAGCAGUCCCAUCGUCGCCCUCCUCCUCCUCCUACCAAUACUAUUUACGUACAGUUACUACAGAAUCAGGUGGGGCCCCAAGUUUUACACACAGCAACAACAUCCAGUCCAUCCGAGCAGGAGGAAGAGAAAGAGGAGGAGGCUGCAGAGUCCCAGGGUGAUACUGUGGAUAAUCCAGCGAUCAAGUACAUUUCAGACCUACUUCAAAGCUCCAAAUCAAGGACACGAAUGGCUGGACGGGCUCGCUUAUCAAUGUCCCACACUGUCCUCCUGUCUCUCACACUGCUGUCCGAGCGAGUCAGCUACCGCACUGUGUCCCGCCGCUUCCAGCUGGAGAAGGGAAACAUCCACAGGAUCUUCUUCUCUUUCUGCCAGCGCAUAAACAUGCUGGAAGAGAGGCACAUCAAAUGGCCAGCUGGGAAAGAGGCUGUAGAGGCACUUUUCCCAUUCUCCAAUCUAAUUGGAAAAAAGGAACUAGAAGGAGGACAAGGUGUUCCUCAGGUUCUGGGAGUGUUGGGACACACCCGGAUCCCUAUCCGCCUGCCUAUAGGGAAACAUGAUGUGGAGAGCACUGUACCUGAGGUGAAGAGAAUGAAGAUGGAGGCCCCUCCUGACUCUUGGUUAAACCUUGAGCUUGUGUGUGACAUUAGAGGCCGGUUCUUGCACUGCAGAAUCAGUAAAGGAUCUCAUGUGGACAGAGGUCGUGCUCUAAGAGACAAACUCAAACAGAACCCUGAGCUAAUGCCUUCCAGCUCCUGCCUUGUGGCCAGAGCUGGCUACCCACUUACUGAUCAGAUUUUAACCCCGUACACAGGAAGUCAGGGACCAAGAGAGGCGCUCUUUAACAAGACGCUGGAGGAGCAUUUUCAGAUCCUAGAUCAGGCCAUUGCCGAUCUGAGAGCCAGGUUUCGGAGGCUCACGUAUCUGGAUAUUGGAAACUAUGACCGAGCCAGAGCUGUUGUGCUGACUGCCUGUGUGUUGCAUAAUGUGUUUCUGGACCUAGGACAGGCGGUUCAAGGGGAGAAGGAGGAAGCCACACCCCAAGAUGAAGAGGGGGAGGUGGAUGACGAGGGUGUAUGCAGACGUGACUCGAUUACAGAUUUGCUGUUUAAAAGCUUUAAUCAUGGAAACGCGUGA